Molecule: messenger RNA, 435 nt
Organism: Miscanthus lutarioriparius
Lineage: Eukaryota; Viridiplantae; Streptophyta; Magnoliopsida; Poales; Poaceae
Source: the annotation of a GenBank genome assembly
AUGGAGAGCGGCACGAAGCAGCGGCGGCGGCAGCACCACUUCGUGCUGGUGCACUGUGCCUACCACGGCGCGUGGUGCUGGUACAAGGUGGCCACCCUCCUGUCAUCCGCGGGCCACCGCGUGACGGCGCUGGAUAUGGCCGCGUGCGGCGCUAGCCCCGGGCGCGCCGAGGAGGUGCCGUCCUUCGAGGAGUACAGCCGGCCGCUCCUGGCCGCGGUGGCCGGCCUGCCGCCCGAUGAGAAGGCGGUCCUCAUCAGCCACAGCUUCGGCGGGCUGAACCUCGCUCUAGCCAUGGAGCGGUACCCGGACAGGGUUGCCGAUGGCGUUCGUCUUCGAGCAGGUAACAGAACGGAAAUCCAUGACCGAGGGUUGUUCGAUUGUUUCGUCGAAAAGGCCAAGAAAGUGUCGAAUUUCGCUCUGAGCAUGAUGUCCUGA